Messenger RNA from Osmia lignaria (orchard mason bee), 4249 nucleotides. RefSeq lists its product as uncharacterized. NCBI's taxonomy places the organism in Eukaryota, Metazoa, Arthropoda, Insecta, Hymenoptera, Megachilidae. The record is from RefSeq and is a predicted model, not a curated record.
CAUUUGUAUUGCUUUACUUUAACAUAUAUUACAGUUGUUUAAUUUAAUAUUUUUUACCAGAACUAUACAUAAAUUUGCCCUAUAUUUUUAUAAUUUAAGAUAACAUAAUAUUAUCUCUUACCUAAUGUAAAAUCAAAAUGGGUUUUGCAGUUCAGUUUGUAACUCCGAUCUCAAUCGACUUGCAAACGAACUUGCCAGAAACGCGUUAUUCGAUUGUCGACAAUAAUAUAUUGAAGCAGCUGUUUUCAUUAUUUGAUAAUUACCAAUUAAUUGUAUUUACGAAUUUUGUUACAUUAGAAAAACUGUCAUUUUAUAAAAAGACGUUUAUGUCGAGAUGGAAAUAAAGAAUUCCACCGAUAUGAUUGAAGAAAAUGGGAAUACCACAGUAAAUGUUGCUUCAACGUUUGAAAAUUACCCAUUUUCAUGGAUUGCUUUGCAGCAAAAUUCAAAGUACAAAAAUGUUAUUAAUGCAAUAAAUCAACUACUAAGUAUGUACCAUCCUGAUGAUGGUAUAAAUGCAUAUGAGCAUGUACUGAAAACAUUACUUGUUUUGUCUGAAAAUUUUGACAGUAAUAUGCAAGAGUACAUCAUUUCUAUCAUACCACUGCCAAAAGGUGCUUCAGAUAUUGCGAUAAAAGACAUAAUUUGUAAAACUAUUGACCUAAUUAAAUCAGCUAAUAAUAUGGCUGCGUAUCAAAAUUCUGUUCCUGAAAAUAAAUUUAACACAGAAGGUUUGGAUGAAAAAUCAAAGAUGCAUCUGAAUCAGAAUAUUUUGGUUAAUACAUCUUCUCAAAAUUUUGAAUUUAUAUCGUCAGUACCAGAAGUAUUUCGAGGUUUCCCUCCUAAUGAAAUUUCUAUGAUUCAUAGUCAUGUAAAAAAUGUGAAUUAUGUGUAUAAUACAUUAGAUAAUAACAUCCCACACAUAGAAGCUUGUAUUAAUAUUAAACAAAACUUUUUAUCAAAUGUUAACGAAGAAGAGGAAUCAUUAAAGCUUCAGUCAAAAUUAGAAUGGCUUCAGACUCCACAUUUUCAGUUAUCAAUUGAUAAAUUUAAUAACUAUAAUCAUUGCAAUAUAGCUAAUGUACCUCGUACAUUAUACCAGGAUGAUACAUAUUUUAAAAGAAAAUUCUAUAAAAAUGGAGUUAUUUUAAAUAAGCAGGAUAAAAAUGGAAUUUCAAAUUUAAGAGGAACACACAAUAGUAAAUACUCCUUAAAAUCAGAAAUGAAUUGCAAAGCAGUAUACAAUGAAGAUAUAAAUCAAGAUUUAAAAAAGAAUAAAAUUAUAAAUGAGGAGAUGUACAAACAUUAUGUACAAGAGUUGAGAAAUGAACAAGUAAUUCAACAAGAUAUAUAUAAAAUGGAUGUUGUAUGUUAUGAUGAGAAAGAAAAAGAUACAGUAAUGAAUUCAAAGACGUUAGAAGAAAAUAAUUUUAUAACGAAUAACUUUGUAGCACAUAGAAAACUUAAAAAAAGUUUAUACAGUUUUCUAAAACGUGCAGAACAGGAAAUUUUAAUUGAAGUUCCAAUAUUCCCUCAAAUCAAAUCUGUGCAUAUAGCCCCUCCCACAUCCAAAUGUUGGGAUUCUGUAACUGAGAAAAAUCUGGAAAAUAAGAAUGAAUUAGAUUUUUUAUUAAAUACUAAGAAAUAUGUAAAUGUAUCAGAGAAUAUAAACAAAUAUACUGAAAAGAAGCCAUUAAGAUCAAUGAAUAUUUAUCCAAAAUCAGCACAACUGCAAGUGCUUCAUAGAAAUUUGAACACAGUAAUUGGUAAAACCCAAGCAAUAGAAUGUGAAAAAAAGGAUAAUAUAGAACAUUUACAGUACAAAUAUACAGUGAAGCAAACAAAGCAAAAUAAUUGUAACACCUUACAACAAUCUGCAUCUAUUACAAAGUUGGCUACAUUCAAAAAACAAUAUUAUGAUACAUUACUCAAUAUUCAGAAAGCUAAAGUGGCAGUGGCAAAUUCCAUGGCAUUGUCAUCCGUGGAAACUUCUACCAAAUAUGAUCCGUGUUAUUCUGCUCAUUUGUAUCAACAACAGUUGUUGCAAAAACAUGAACAAUUAACUGUAAACCCACAAUUUGCAGUGCAUUCUGUGACACAAUCAGGACUAUCAAAUAUGUAUAAUACUCCGUACACUUGGGUACAAUAUGAUUGGAGACAUCCAAAAGCAAAACAAUUAAGAUUUUCACAAGAGUUUCCACUUCAGCUUUCAAGAAACAGAGAGUAAGUUUCCUAGUCAUUGCUUUUAACACAAUAUACAUUCUACUUUUUGUUCUUUUUUUUUAAUUCUUACGUCAGAAGGAAUUCUGUAUUGCAUUAUGUAAAAACAGUGGAUAUUCAGUGUUUCACACAAGAUAAAAAUAAGGAAAUGAAGCAAAUAGUACAACGUAAAAAAUUAGAGGAUAUAGUUAGAAAAUUGAAAGAGACAGGAAACAGUAACAUAAACAAUUAGUUCUUUAAGCUUAAGCUUAUAAGCUUAAAAACUCAUUAAGUAAAUUAUUGAAUUAGGAAAGUAGACUGAAUAAAAUUUCUCAUCCUUUCAUUUAUCUUACACCAGUCUCAACAAUUAAUAGAACAUUGAUACGUUUUUGUAUGUACGUAUAUGUAUGUAUCUGUAUUAGUAUACAUAUAUAUAUAUAUUUUUUUUGGCACUGGUAAAAGAUAAUAACUAUGAAUGCUAGAUUAAUCGCGAAUAGUUUUAAUAAUUUUUUUGUAUUUUGAACGAUUGCGUGACAAUUUCUUUUCUAAAUGCAUAUACGCAGGAUAUCAUUCCUUACUGACGCCAAUCGAACCUUAAUACUUACAACAUAUUAACAAAUGUACACGUGUUUCUUCUUUAAUUAACAUAGAACAAAUUUAUCUCUAAUUACUAACAUUUCGUGGUUUAUUUAUAAUUAACAUAUAAUAUACGCAUUUACGACUUUUGUGUAAUAUACACUAUACAACAGUCGUUUUAAUUCAUUAUUUCCUAAGUGUAUAAAAUGGCUUUUAAAAGAAUAAACGACAAUACUAACUUAAGUGUUAUAUGGAUCAUUAGUCGUUAUUGUCCAGACCAUCGCUAUGAAGUAUAACAAAUUACCAACAAGUUAGAAAUUGAAAUUAUUUAACUUUUGGUAAUUUAUUCAACCACAUUUAUCAACUCACAAUAAUCAUUUCUUGUCUCAGAGAACAUUUAAUACACCUACCUCUGCAAAGUCUACAAAUAGAAAUAUUAUUAUAUCAGAUAUUCAAUGUUCUUUAGUAUUGAUAGCAUCAUCUUAACAAUGCUCACAAUACUUGGUAUCAAUACCUAUUUAAAACGUAUUCAAAGAAUUUUUUCUUUCUUCCUGAUAUUAACUAAUGAACAAAGUUAGGCCAAAGGGUUCUUGCAUCAUGUAGUUCAUUUAUCUUUUUUUGGAUUGUCAUUAUCUAAUGUUAUAGUGAUUAAUAAACACAGUAGAUGUGCAUAAGCAAAUUUUCUUUAUACCAUUGAAUUGCACUGUUCAAAGAUUGUUUAUCUAUAUUGAAAAAUAAUAUUUGUAUUCAACAUUAGUAUUUUGAUUAACUUAAAAUGAAACUAAAUCAUAUGGUAACUAUAAUUACUUUAAUAUGCUAUAUAAAAAAAAAUGAAUGAUAAUGUUUGUGCGUAGAAUAAAUGUUGCUGUUUAUUAGCAUGAAUACUUGUUUAUAGAUCAAUUUGAAUAAUAGCCUAAGAUAUCAAUAUUUGAUCAAAUAACUAUUACAUUAGAUUUAAUGCAAAUACCUCUUUAUAUUUUAAUUGAUUUUAUUAUUAAAAUUAAAAGAUACAAAAAAAUUCAUGGUAACAAACUGAAAACAGAAAAAAAUUGUAGAUAAUUAUUCCUACUUAUCUUAAUAGUUUUUAUCAAUGAUUAAUUCAUAGUAAAGAAAGAGUGAAUUUAUUUAGAGAAAAAUAAUAACAACCCUUUUAGAGAGAUGAAACCAAUUUGCAUCCUAUUUAAACGUUAUUUAAAUAUUUGUGCUAUAAUUUGAAGCGUUUUCGGUUAAAGUUUAUACAGAAAUAUAUUAAACAGUGUUGUAGAUUCACGUACUAAAUAUAAGUUUAACAGUUCAUUUAUUAUGAGGUAUUGCAGAUUGUAGCGAGGUAAAGCCUCAAAUACUAUGUUACCGAAAAGUAACAAAGUUGUUUGACAUACAUGACACUCAAAGAGCAUUACAUUUUUUUUGGCAGUGUCCAUACAUAUUUUUUUUUUUUUAUCAUUUUAGGUAAACUUUUAAGCUAAAUAUCUUG